CGUCGCACCACCGUUACACCUUUCGCCACCACCUGUCCUUCGCUGAGCUGCUGAAGCUCCUUUUCCUCAUCCAAUAGGACCUACACACCUUCAAGAGUCGCAGUCGAAAUGCUCUCUCUCCUCGUCUUCCCCGCCUUGAUGGCGGCGGCCAGCCUCCCCUUUUCCUCCGCAAUCCCUCAUCCUCUUCGUCCAUCUUCUGCCUCGCAGCAUCGCGAGCUCGCCACCAGGCAGGACUCCGGGACCGGAUACGCCCAGCCAGAGAGCUGGCUGACGGUGAUCCCCAACUCCAACCUCGGUGAACCGAUCAAUGUUGUCAUCUCGAGCCAAUCGGACCAGGCCGUAUUGUCGGACACUGGCCUGCAGAGCUAUUUCUCCUCGCUCUUCUUCUCGCCUAACAACUGCCUCGGUAUCAGUCUGGGUGAUCAGCAGGCUGCCAAUCUCAAUGAUGGGCAGGGCGUCGUUAAUCAGACGGCCUUGUAUCGAUACAACUUUGGCUCCGGCACGCUUACUUGCCAAGAGAGUAUCAACGGCGGCGAGCACUUUCGCUGGUGGAGGCAGUCCUCUACCGGCGCCAUCUUCAUUGCCGCCUCCGUGGAAAUGGGUGCAUCAAAGAAUCAUAUGAUUGUAGACAAUGGGUGAGUGUUCGGAGCGGUUGCCCUCCUAUUGCAUCAUACCGUCGCUCACUACCGGCCAUGCCGUAUUCUCCCUCCGCCAACUCUUCUGCCCCUUGCUCCCUCUCCUGCCUCCUUUAUGACGCCCCUAUCUCUGCUGAUCUGCUUCCUCGCGCAGCUAUAACUUGGGCCGCAACUACUUUGUAGGGAAUGCGACCAAUUCUUCCGGCACCACCUCC
Molecule: messenger RNA, 850 nt
Organism: Jaminaea rosea
Lineage: Eukaryota; Fungi; Basidiomycota; Exobasidiomycetes; Microstromatales
Exons: 3
Coding region: 109-639 (176 amino acids)
Source: RefSeq, a predicted model, not a curated record